This is a messenger RNA of Pseudomyrmex gracilis, 3031 nucleotides long. Its product is annotated as luc7-like protein 3. The transcript is spliced from 7 exons. The coding region runs from base 237 to 1289 and encodes 350 amino acids. Gene Ontology annotation, cellular component: U2-type prespliceosome; U1 snRNP. Lineage: Eukaryota; Metazoa; Arthropoda; Insecta; Hymenoptera; Formicidae. The record is from RefSeq and is a predicted model, not a curated record. Gene Ontology annotation, biological process: mRNA splice site recognition. Gene Ontology annotation, molecular function: mRNA binding.
UAUUGGCGAAUCUUGCAAGUUUCGCUUUGUAAUUGUCACGUUCGCGUUUGAUCUGUUGUGUCAUAGAAGUGUUGGCUUUUGUGGAAGCCUGUGUUCUCAUUGAACGCUUGAUUUCUGUUUCUUCGUCAUUCAUAGUGUUCGACAAGCCUGGGUGUAAGUUUCGUGAGACUUUCCGUGUCGUUCUGAGAGUAAAUUUCGCGGAUAGACAUAGUCGUAGUGAGUUACAGAGUAACAAGAUGGCCGCUGCCGCGGCUGCCGCACUGCUCGAUGAGCUCAUGGGCAGGAAUAGGAAUAUCCUUCCUAACGAACAGCCCAAGAAAUUAAAUUGGGAGGAUCCCGAGUUUUGCAAACUCUAUCUGGUUAAGUUCUGUCCCCACGACUUAUUUGUUAAUACAAGAGCUGAUUUAGGUGCGUGUCCCAAAGUUCAUGAUGAUGAAGCUAAAGAUCUGUUUGAGAAAGCACCCUAUUCAUAUCGCAAGCAACAAUAUGAGGAUGAAUUUAUCAGGUAUUGUCAAAGUAUGUUGAAUGAGGUAGAACGAAAAAUUGUAAAGGGAAAACAGCGAUUAGCCCUAAUUGGAAGAACGGAAGCACCCACAUUAACACCUGCGCAAACGCAACGAAAUGAAGAGCAGAUCGCUCUUUUGACUGAAAAAAUUAAUAAAUUAGUGGAAGAAGCAGAACAAAGUGGCAUACAAGGCAAUGUGGAACAAGCACAAGGUUUAAUGCGACUUUGUGAUCAGUUGAAAGAAGAGAGAGAGACUUUAAGGAAAUCCAAUGACAACAGCCAUUAUAAUCAGACUGCUGAAUUAGCAGCGGCACAGGAAAAGCAAAUGGAAGUAUGUGACGUGUGCGGUGCAUUCCUUAUCGUUGGCGAUGCACAGCAACGAAUUGACGAUCAUCUUAUGGGAAAACAACACGUAGGCUACGCGAGGUUGAAGAGUGCCCUUCAAGAAAUGAUGAGCAAACGUGAAAAAGCGCGUGACGAGAAAGAGCAAAGAAGAGAAGAAGAACGGAAGCAAAGGGCGCGAGCGAACGAAGAGCUCGAUAGACGACGAAGAGACGGAGAUCGUGAUAAACGUCGCAGAAGAAUGGAUGACGAUAAAAGUCGUUACGACUCAAACACGUACAGAAAUUUCGCACAUAGAAGCAGAAGUCGAUCGCGAGAUAGACAUUAUCGUGACGAUGAUAACCAUCGGCGUCAUAGUCGAGAUAAGGGUAAUCGCGAUCAUCGGAGUUCUAGCCAUCAUAACCGUCGCCGGCACCGCUCACGAAGUCGAAGUCACAAAUAACUUCUCUUGAUUGGUUAGUGAGUGAGAAGUAAGCCAGGUAUGCACUAAACAAUAUAACCAUAUUCGUCUCAAUUACUGUACAGGUACUCUUUCGAUUCAGGUGAGUUGCCAUUCCGAUGCACAUAAUACAUAUACAUGAUAAUAUAAUCUGUGAUGUUUGAAGCGCCGCGUAAGUCACACAGCAAGUUCCGUCUCACUCUCUCUCUGAAACACACUCUGUCUCUCUCCGCCUCUCUCUGUCUGAUUUCCUGUUAGAAUAGUCACGCACAGCGCUUCCUUGGGACAUAGAGAGAUAACAGGAAUCGAUCUCUUGUGUGCAAUAUUUUCAAUAGAAUAUAUUUUUUGUUUAAUUAAAUAUUAAAUUAUUAAUUAUUUUUAAUAAGUAAAAAAGAAUCGAAAUUAUUGUUUGCACCAACCUAAUAAACAUUGUUUCUAAGAUGAAACCUCGUGACUGGUAACCAGGCGCAACCAGAUGUGCAGUGAGCAAUAGUGAAAUCGACAGUCUAAUGUGUACAUGUUUUUUUGUCAAUGCAACAGCAGUCUAACUUGCUCGAUGUGAAAUUGGUCCUAAAAAUAUAAUAAACUAUACUUUGGGUUUCUUUUUUUUUCAGGCCGAUUUUAUUUAAACAUUUGUUAGACCAUUGUUGCAAUGAAUGAAAAAGAACACACAAAAUAUAGUUCUUAGAAUUUUUAAUAAAUCCAAACUUGAUUUUUCGAAUUUUCCCAAGUUCUUGAAAUAAAGUAGGGUAAAAGGUUUUUUGAUAACUUUUCAAAGAUAUCACAUUUUAUAUUUGUAAAAAAAAAAUUUUUUUUGAGAACUUGAGAAAAUAAAGUUGAUAUUUUCGCUACUUAUUUAUAGUUUACUUAUGUCGUUAUAAUUCUUUAAUACAUCCCCAAAAUGCCUUAAAAAUUAAUUUUAAAAAACUCGAAAAUUUUUAUUCGCGUCGUGCGUAAGAUUGAAUUUGGUUUCAAAUAUCAUUCCAAACUAAUUUCUAAUUUGUUUGCUGCGAAGCAAGCUGGGAGAAGGUAUACCUGUGCUUGCUUUCAUCGGUUGUAAUUCCGCAAUCCGAGCAACAGAAGGUUGUAAGUCCAAGAACUGAUUUUUUCCAGGAGAAGCCCCGCGAAGAUCCGGAAUUGCGGUGAUGCGCGCUUUCAAGAUUGAAUUACGCAAAAAUGUGAAUAAAUUCGCACACGUACACACACAGUUACACGCACAUAAAAAAUUUAUAUUAAGAGUUCAAACUUAUUAAAUAUAACACACACAUCUUUCCCAUGUUCUCUGUUUUAAAUAAAAUAAUUUGUUUCCAUAACAAUACGACGUUUCUUUUGAUUGUAAUGUAGUUUUACAAUGUUUAUUUUUUUUAAUUAAUGUGAAAAUUUGGAAUUUAUUUCACGCGCGGGAAUUUAUUUUGUUUUAGUACACGUAAAAAAAAAACGAACUUGGAACUUACGACAAAGCUUGUGAUUUUGGACUUACUUCUCUCUGUUUCUCGGACAAAAAGGACUGUCUUCGUAGGUCCGUUAAAAAGAGCGGAUAAUCUCGUUCGCGUGUACGAUAAGAGAGAAAGAGAGAGAGAAAGAGAUUUUAACGAUAUAGUGUGGAAGGGACACAACUCUCAGUGCCCGCUUCAUAGAGCUUCGUCCACGACUGCAAAUGCACGAGUGCGCAAACUACGAAUGCGCCCUGCAAACGUGUGACUGUGACUAUACGAACCUCUAGCUUCUGCCACGCAAAUGACGAG